Messenger RNA from Penicillium vulpinum, 1293 nucleotides. Its product is annotated as type I HSP40 co-chaperone YDJ1. The record is from RefSeq and is a predicted model, not a curated record. NCBI's taxonomy places the organism in Eukaryota, Fungi, Ascomycota, Eurotiomycetes, Eurotiales, Aspergillaceae. Gene Ontology annotation, cellular component: cytosol; cytoplasm; nucleus. The transcript is spliced from 4 exons. Gene Ontology annotation, molecular function: Hsp70 protein binding; ATP binding. The coding region runs from base 22 to 1293 and encodes 423 amino acids. Gene Ontology annotation, biological process: response to heat; protein refolding.
UGAUUCCCCGCAUAUUUCACAAUGGUCAAGGAAACGAAGUUCUACGACACCCUCGGGGUCUCUCCCACUGCUACCGAGGCUCAGCUUAAGACUGCCUACAAGAAGGGCGCUCUCAAGUACCACCCUGCUGACAUUGCUUCGUCACAUCAAGACAAGAACACCAACAACCCCGAUGCCGCAGAGAAGUUCAAGGAACUGUCGCACGCCUACGAGUGUCUUUCCGACCCCGAGAAGCGUCAACUGUAUGAUCAGCUCGGUGAGGAGGGCCUGGAGCAUGGCGGCGGUGGCGGCGGCAUGAACGCCGAGGAUUUGUUCUCUCAAUUCUUCUCCGGCGGCGGCGGCGGCGGCCCCUUCGGCGGAAUGUUCGGCGGUGGCAUGCGUGAACAAGGCCCCAAGAAGGCCCGCACAAUUCACCACGUGCACAAGGUUAACCUCGAGGAUAUUUACAAGGGCAAGGUGUCCAAGUUGGCGCUCCAGAAGUCCGUCAUCUGCGGUGGCUGUGAUGGCCGCGGCGGAAAGGAGGGUGCUGUCAAGGAGUGCACAGGCUGUAACGGCAGUGGUAUGAAGACUAUGAUGCGCCAGAUGGGUCCCAUGAUCCAGCGCUUCCAGACCGUCUGCCCCGACUGCAACGGCGAGGGUGAGAUUGUCCGUGAUAAGGAUCGCUGCAAGAAGUGCAAUGGCAAGAAGACCGUCGUUGAGCGUAAGGUUCUUCACGUUCACGUCGAUAAAGGUGUGCGUGAUGGUCACAAGAUUGAGUUCCGCGGCGAGGGUGAUCAGAUGCCUGGUGUCAUGCCCGGUGAUGUCGUGUUCGAGAUUGAGCAGAAGCCCCACGCCCGCUUCCAGCGCAAGGGCGACGACCUGUUCUACCAGGCUGAGAUCGAUCUGCUUACCGCUCUUGCCGGCGGUGCUGUCCACAUUGAGCACCUCGAUGAUCGGUGGAUGACUGUCAACAUCGCCCCUGGCGAGGUUAUCGUUCCUGAUGCCAUUAAGGUCAUCCACGGCCAGGGUAUGCCCUCAUUCCGCCACCACGACCACGGCAACCUGUACAUCAAGUUCGAUGUCAAGUUCCCCAAGAAGGAGGAGCUCCAGAACCUGGAUCUCCUCGAGAAGGUCCUUCCUCCUCGCUCUGAGAAGAUCGUGCCCCCGGCCGAUGCCAUGGUCGAGGACUUCGAGCUCGAGGACCCCGAUAACGAGCAAGACCAGGCCCGCGCCCACGGCGCGGCGACCGGCAUGGACGAGGAUGAUGAUGAAGUGCCCGGCGGUGCCGAGCGUGUGCAGUGUGCUUCCCAGUAA